CUGCAAUAUGUGUAACAGCAACAAUGCUACUAUGUACCCUCUCCAAACCUUCUAGAUUUCGGUCCAAGUCUCCACCCAAGUUUUCGUCUUCCCUUUUUACCUUUUUGUCCCAGAACCCCAUCCAUCAUCAUCUUCUCUUUGAUUAUUAUCAUUAUUUAUUUAUUUAUUUUAAAAAAAGAAAAGAAAAGCUUAUUCUCCUUUUAAAUCAACGUUGUUUGCUACCUAGGUAAUAUUUGAAGGAAUACGUAAAAGAUAAAAAGGUACCUACCUAAGGUAAGGCAGAGGCAGGCAUAUUCACAUACUAGGUUGGGUACCUAAGGUAAGUAUAUAUAGGUAGGUAGGUAUGCACAUCAUAUAUUACCUAUUCUAUUACCUAGGAACCUACCCUUACCUCUUCUAUUAUAACCCCGCUAUACAACAUCAUCAUACAAACAUCCCAGCAUCCUAGCAUCCCAUAGCCCAUAGCCCAGCAGAAUCCAACCCUUUUGUCUACAACUAGCAAUCAUGGUUGACCGACCAAAGAAGCCUUUGGCGCUAGCCACAACUCCCGGUCUACCACCUCAACCCCAAGUUAACUUCACCCACGACAAUUCGCGAGUCACGGCUUCUCUACCCACGGGAGAGAGCAUCGAAGUUCUUCUACACGGCGCCACCGUUAUCAGCUGGAAGAACCGAUUCGGAAUAGAGAGACUUUGGUUGUCCGACGCCGCCAAGCUCGACGGAUCCAAGGCCGUACGAGGUGGAAUUCCUCUCGUCUUCCCCGUUUUCGGCACAGCUCCUGAUCACCCCGCAACCUCGAAACUCCCUCAGCACGGUUUUGCGCGCAACUCGCGAUGGGAGUUCUUGGGCAAGUCCAGCUCCGAAUCCACGGGCCCGUCCGACACCUCCGUCAAGCUUGACUUCGGUCUCUCGUCCGCAAGUCUCGACGAGGAGACUAAGAGCCUAUGGCCCUACACCUUCUCCAUCAUCUAUAGCGUCACAUUGACCCCGGAAAACCUGAACACGAGCAUCGUCAUUACCAACGACGGCGAACAGCCCUUCGAGUUCCAGGUCCUAUUGCACACGUAUCUGCGAAUCGACGACAUCUCCAAGAUCCAAGUGACAGGUCUCGAAGACUCAGAAUACAUCGACAAGUUGGAUGCGGCUAGUACCAAAACACAGUCGGGCGCCAUAACCAUCACAGGCGAGACGGAUAGGGUGUACACGCCGGCUAAAGGCCCCUCGCACCCGGUAGUAGUCUCAGAGGACGGCGAAGCGGUUUACAGCAUCGUACGGGACAACCUUAAGGACGUGGUAGUCUGGAAUCCUUGGCAGCAAAAGGCAGAAGGUAUGGGCGACUUCGAACCCAAAGACGGCUACAAGAAGAUGAUCUGCAUAGAAGCCGGUUCCGUCAGGGGAUGGACCACUCUCGACCCGAACGACGCUUUCGAGGGUGCUCAAACGAUUUCCGACUGACUUGGUGACGGUGGGGUUCAAGCUGCGCCGCGAAGUAUGGGCAGAUUGUGAAUAAAACGCCGAUUGGUUAGAAGUAGCUAUUAGGCGAAUCUGAAAGGCCGACGAUGAAGUAGACGAAGAUGUCUUUGGAGAUAUGUUGUCAAUCUUGAUUCUUUGGGCGGAGGGAAUCCUACUAGAUCUCCUUUAGUUACUACCUUUUCUUUCCGGAUAGGAAGAAAAUGACGACUCAUAGUUGCUCGAUUUGGUACAAACAGCCAAUCAUAAGAGGUACCUAGUCUCACGUCUA
Messenger RNA from Daldinia caldariorum, 1741 nucleotides. Its product is annotated as galactose mutarotase-like protein. Gene Ontology annotation, molecular function: isomerase activity; carbohydrate binding. The record is from RefSeq and is a predicted model, not a curated record. The transcript is spliced from 4 exons. Gene Ontology annotation, biological process: carbohydrate metabolic process. NCBI's taxonomy places the organism in Eukaryota, Fungi, Ascomycota, Sordariomycetes, Xylariales, Hypoxylaceae. Bases 505 to 1455 code for a protein of 316 amino acids.